Molecule: messenger RNA, 539 nt
Organism: Racocetra persica
Lineage: Eukaryota; Fungi; Glomeromycota; Glomeromycetes; Diversisporales; Gigasporaceae
Source: the annotation of a GenBank genome assembly
AUGAACUUUCCAACAGAUACAAAGCCACAAUGGUUUUUUAAAAAGCUAAAAGAUCUUGGUAAAAUAAAGGAAAAACUACUAGAACUCCCCAUAACCGACCCAUUUUAUUGCUUUAUAAUAAAUUUCAACAGCGAAAUUUGGAAGUCUAUUUAUCCAAAGAAUGCUAUUUUACGUAUUGAAAAUGACUACUUAUUUAAAUUUUCAACGGAGCAAUAUGAUGACAUCAAUAACGCUAUGGAAUUAGUAUUUGAAAAAUAUGAUCCAAACCUUGAACCUUCACCUCAAAUAGAAUUAAGCUCUGAUUUAAAUGGAUUACAUCAAAAUUAUUGUAAAAUCAUUAUGAAGAUAUGGCAAGUUUACACUGUUAUAUUAUUAUUAAUGUUAUCUUUCAGUCUCAUUAUAUUUUCUUUGAUUCACUGGCUACUCGAAUGGAUCAACCCACCUGCUGUUAGCCUUGAAUCACGUUAUGUUUAUAAAUAUGUAUAUCAUCCUCUUGAUACAGUUUUAGAUAGCCUGUUGCAACACUUUCAUCUUCAUGG